AUGAUAGCAAACCUAUUCGCAUCCUUUGAUCCCUCAACAAACUGAAAUACUUCAAUAAACUGAACAAGAAUUAUAAUUGGAAUUUUAAUUAUUCCCCCUUCAUUUUGAUUAACACCAUCUCGAAAUAAUAUUUUAUGAAAUAAAAUUUUAUUAACUUUACAUAAAGAAUUCUUAACUCUUCUUGGCCCCAAAAAUAAAACUCUAACACUCAUCUUUAUUUCAUUAUUCAGACUAAUUCUAUUUAACAAUUUCCUAGGAUUAUUCCCCUACAUUUUUACUAGAACUAGGCACAUGGUAAUAACUUUAUCGCUAGCUUUACCUUUAUGAUUAACCUUCAUGUUAUUCGGAUGAAUUAAUAAUUCCAUUCAUAUAUUUGCCCACCUAGUUCCACAAGGGACACCUCCAGUUCUUAUACCUUUUAUAGUAUGUAUCGAAACAAUUAGAAACCUAAUCCGGCCAGGAACAUUAGCUAUUCGUUUAUCAGCAAAUAUAAUUGCAGGCCAUUUACUAAUAACCCUUCUAGGAAACACCGGGACAACAAUAUCAAUUUAUCUUGUAAACAUUCUCAUCAUUAUUCAAAUCCUUCUUCUAACCUUGGAAUCAGCCGUAGCAAUCAUUCAAUCUUAUGUAUUUGCUGUUCUAAGAACCCUAUACUCAAGAGAAGUAAACUAA
This is a messenger RNA of Tribolium castaneum (red flour beetle), 672 nucleotides long. The record is from the annotation of a RefSeq genome assembly. NCBI's taxonomy places the organism in Eukaryota, Metazoa, Arthropoda, Insecta, Coleoptera, Tenebrionidae.